UGGAGACUUGUCGUUUCACGCAAAGGUCACCUGGGACCCGAGGUAGGCGAGACUCAGUGUAAAUGGCUGAAUAAAGAUCUCUAGCUCAAGCAGUUUACAUUGAAGAAAAAUGGCCACAAUUCCGGGGUGUUGCAAAAUACUUCGCAAUUAAGGGGGUGCCUCCUAUAGAGAAAUGCGACAUGUCUGGUCGGCUUAGUUCAUUGACUAACGUUAUAUGACCCAGCAAAUAUUUGCGAGAUGGAUGUCUUGCUUCCUCUUCCGUAAUCUCUGGUACCGGUAGGAGUUCGUGUCCGCCAAGCCGGGUAACGUCACUUCUCCGCGAAGAGCAAAAUACGGAUGCCGAAUGGAAUACCACAACAGUAGUUGGUCCAGAAUCAGGUUGCCCUUGGAGAUGGGAGACUGAUCUGACAUAAUGUGAUUGGCCAGUCUGAGACUGAAGCUUCCCUGACUCUUCCCCCAGCGAAUGUAGAACACCAAAUGCCUGCUGACGAGCAGUCUGCCCCCUCUGCUCAAAAUGCAGAGCAGGGUCAUACAGAUCCACAGAAGGAGAUGGACACUGUUAGCAGGGGGGAGAGGGAGGAGGAGCAGCCCGGGCCGUCCAGAGUUCCUCCCCCCAGACAGGGCUACUGCAGCUGCUGCCAGAUACUCUACAACAACGUGGAGCAGCACAUCCUAAGCCCCAGACACAGGGAGGUGGUUCAUAGCACUCGCACCUACGUCCCCUCUGGAAGCCUGAUGGAGAGAUUCUUAUCUGACGUAAUCCAGCAUCACCCGCACCUCUACAACGACCCUCGCCCCACCCACGCUGACCUGCCAUCUCUGAGCAGCCCGCUGGUUCCCAGGGAGGAGCUAUUGGAUCUCUGCGCCAGCAACGAUGACAGGGCGUCGUUCGGAACCCGAGAGCACAUGCCCAGCUCUGACGACUCUUCCUGUCAGCUCGUUUACGUACAGGAAGCGGAUGUUGCCUCGGAAACAAGGACCAGCCAACCAGAAGAAGGUAGAGGGGGAAAUGUGGGGUCAGAGAGGUUAACCCCAACUGCUCCAGACAGGGAUAUAAGACCAAGUUCUGAGGAAGGGACUCACUCACACCCACCUUCCCCGGACCACUUACCAACACACCCCACGAGACCUUGUAGCCAGAAGCAAACCCCUCCUCCGCUCCACCGGAAAGCACACAGGAAGACCAACCGGCGGAGAGAGAGAGGGAGCAACUCCUCUUCCUCCAUCCAUCCUCCCUGCUCCCCUGCUUCUCCACAGUUGUGUGCUACCCCAACGGACCAGAUAACCCAGGAAACACCAGAGAACCAGCCUCCCUACAGGCCGAGGGACUGGACCACAGACCCCAAGCCCCGGACGGUAAACACUGGCUGGGCCGCGUGGGCAGGGGUGCCCCCAUGGAGGCGGAGGGAGACCCAGAAGGAGCAGGCGUUCUCCAGUGACCACUCCGACCCUGAGGGGGACACGAUAGAGGAGGUGAUCCAGAGACACUGCUACGGCCGCAGUCCCACACAACACCACCAGAGGGACCACAACAUAUGGACAGGGGGGGAGAGAGGAGAGGCAAGGGGGGAUACGGACAGCUUCCACCUUAGCCUCCCUGGCUCACUGGGAGUGGGUUCGGGAUCGGAUGAGGACUGGGAUACCCCUGUGCAGGUGGCUAUUGGGAGGGGGCAGGAGCGGAGGAAGGACAUCCCUGUGGUAGUGGGCUUAAGGCAGGGUGGAGGGGAGCGGGAAGGCAGGGCCCUGGCCUGUCUCAUGGAGGUACAGGUGAACAUGGAGGACCAGGUGUACACCAGCCAGCUGGAUUCUGCCCUCAACCCUGAGACUAGGACGGCGGGGGAGGCAGGGAUGGGGGAGACAGAGGGAGAAAUGGAACGAACAGUGGAGGAGAUUCUCCCUGCACUCCCCCACAUCCCUGUGUCCUUCCUGGGGAAGACGUGGACCCAGGUGCUGCUGGAGGACGAGCAGAAGGUGGAGAACAUGGUCCGAGAGUUCCGACAAGGAAGGUUCAUCUGCUACUUCACAAGCGAAUCCCUCACCAGGCAUGGGAAGCGGAGCAGCAGAGAUAUGGAGCGUGGCCAGAAGGAGGGGUUGGAAGACGGGGGGUGGGUUCCGCUUGGUGACCAUGACAAUGAAGAUGACGACCCAGAAUGCCACAGGAGGGGGAGGGAGGUGUUUAGGCGGAGGAAAGUUAGUAGGAGUUAUCGCCUGGCGUCCAGGUGUCAGGUGGUCAAAGUGAGUCACGGGACACAGACUACAGCAGCCAUCAUCCCCACCAUCCGACAGAGAACGCUGGACCAGACGGGCACAUCCCCGGACAUCCUAACGCUGCCCUGUCAGGACCCCGGCGUUGACCAGGAGAAGACCCCAAUGAUGAAGACAAGGCUGUGCUCUCUCCGCCUGCCUGUCUCCUACUCCCGCAUCAUGACCCCCCUGCAGCCCAAAACCACCCUGAUCUAUGUCCUCUCCUCCCCCGAAACCCCUCCCUUUGACCCCAAGCCCCGCCUCAGACCUAUCGCCAGGGGCAACCGCGGCAGGAAAAGGUCAUGUGACGGGUGUGAAGGCGACGUGGGGGCCAAGGUCAAAUACAAAAGGGUUCCUCUGAGGUACUAUGACCCUGCCACACACCGCAUUCUGAAGACCCCUCCCAAGGGCUUGAAUCUCACCCCCUCCUCCUCUGGCCUCCCCAGACCCCCCCAGUCCCACGUGGUCAGACAACUGUUCAGGAGCCUGAGUCCAGACAUCAAUACAGAGAGACAGGGGGGAGAGGGAGGGAGAGACGGGUCGGGGGGUAGGAGGAGGGGUCGUAGCGGGGACAGUGUGGCAUCGGGGUCACUCUUAGAGGCAGGGGGGUCAUUUGCAGCUGAAGGUCAGGGUUCAUCGGAGGCAGGGUCAUCUGUGACUACGCCCUUCAGCCGCUCCUCUCUGUCCAAUAGCAGCCGAUUUCUACUGAGCACGCUCUCUCCCGACACGAACUCUAACCCAGAAGUGACCCGGCAGCGGAGGCGGAGAGGAGCAGAACGGAAGUUAAAGACGGACCGACCUCUAACCCCUGAGAAAGACCACUCUCCUCCGUACAGGCCUUGGACAAGAGGGGGUAGGGGAGAACGGCAACCAGCAAGACGCAGCUCAAAAAGGGGGCGACCACCUCAAAUCAGCCCUCCACCUAAACCCCCACCACCCCAGGACCUCUCUCCCACAGUCGGGUCCAGGAAAGGGUUCUCGCGACGGAUCGCAGAGAGUAAGAAACUCCCAAGGCCCAAAAGCCCAGCCAGGGGGGUCACUUCGACCCCUCUGAAACAGGCCAUCAGAACACCAAGCCGCCGGUCGUCCCCCGACACACCCCUGCUCCACUGCCCACCCGAACACUGAGGAGGAGCGUGAGGAGAUGACAGGAUGCAUCUCAACAGUCUACAGGGGCUUCCUUUCCUUGUCUCCUUUCCUCCAGAUACACUGACAUGAAAUAAAAUGGGCGUGUUUAGCAGGGUGAAUGUUCAUA
Oncorhynchus masou masou (cherry salmon) is the source of this 3499-nucleotide messenger RNA. It is a transcript of the gene zdbf2, whose product is annotated as zinc finger, DBF-type containing 2. The record is from RefSeq and is a predicted model, not a curated record. Gene Ontology annotation, biological process: epigenetic programming of gene expression; genomic imprinting. Gene Ontology annotation, molecular function: zinc ion binding; nucleic acid binding. NCBI's taxonomy places the organism in Eukaryota, Metazoa, Chordata, Actinopteri, Salmoniformes, Salmonidae. The transcript has 7 exons. Bases 478 to 3372 code for a protein of 964 amino acids.